ACCUUCGGCUUCACGCAGGAGCAAGUGGCGUGCGUGUGCGAGGUGCUGCAGCAGGGCGGCAACAUCGAGCGGCUCGGCCGCUUCCUCUGGUCGCUGCCCGCCUGCGAGCACCUCCACAAGAAUGAAAGCGUGCUCAAGGCCAAGGCCGUGGUGGCCUUCCACCGCGGGAACUUCCGCGAGCUCUACAAGAUCCUGGAGAGUCACCAGUUUUCGCCGCACAACCACGCCAAGCUGCAGCAGUUGUGGCUCAAGGCGCACUACAUCGAGGCCGAGAAGCUGCGCGGCCGGCCGCUGGGCGCCGUGGGCAAAUACCGUGUGCGCCGCAAGUUCCCGCUGCCGCGCUCCAUCUGGGACGGCGAGGAGACCAGCUACUGCUUCAAGGAGAAGAGUCGCAGCGUGCUGCGCGAGUGGUACGCGCACAACCCUUACCCUUCGCCCCGCGAGAAGCGCGAGCUGGCCGAGGCCACCGGCCUCACCACCACGCAGGUCAGCAACUGGUUCAAGAAUCGGCGACAGCGCGACCGGGCGGCAGAGGCCAAGGAAAGGGAGAACAGCGAGAACUCCAACUCCAACAGCCACAAUCCACUGGCUUCGUCGCUGAACGGCAGCGGCAAGUCGGUGCUGGGCAGUUCGGAGGAUGAAAAGACGCCGUCGGGAACGCCAGACCACUCGUCAUCCAGCCCCGCGCUGCUGCUCAGCCCUCCGCCGCCACCCGGCUUGCCGUCCCUGCACAGCCUCGGCCACCCUCCGGGUCCCAGCGCCGUGCCUGUGCCCGUGCCCGUGCCGGGCGCAGGCGGCGCGGAUCCACUGCAGCACCACCACAGCCUGCAGGACUCCAUCCUCAACCCCAUGUCGGCCAACCUCGUGGACCUGGGCUCCUAG
Messenger RNA from Echinops telfairi (small Madagascar hedgehog), 882 nucleotides. RefSeq names its product SIX homeobox 2 (gene SIX2). The transcript is spliced from 2 exons. The annotation marks the transcript as partial. Gene Ontology annotation, molecular function: RNA polymerase II cis-regulatory region sequence-specific DNA binding; DNA-binding transcription factor activity, RNA polymerase II-specific. The record is from RefSeq and is a predicted model, not a curated record. Gene Ontology annotation, biological process: kidney development; regulation of transcription by RNA polymerase II. Gene Ontology annotation, cellular component: nucleus; transcription regulator complex. Lineage: Eukaryota; Metazoa; Chordata; Mammalia; Afrosoricida; Tenrecidae.